GGGGGAAAAUAAAAAUAGAGAGGAAGUUAGCUGGAUUUUCUCAAUUUUCCAGAGCAGAUUAACUCGAUAUAAUGGCUUUUCAACUGGACGAUUUACUGAGGGACGACAAGAGGGACGGUAAUUUAAUUCCCGACUUGAGUAAAGCUACGUGUAAUUCACAGGAUGAAUUCCGUCGGCUACGUGAACGCUGUCCCGAGUACAAGAUUAAACCGGAGAAGCUGAAGAGGGAAGACGCGAAAGUAAGGGAUAAGGAUUUCUCGUGGCGAACGACGAAGAAAGAGAUGAAGAUGAUGGAGCGGGAGUGGGGGUACGGCGAUCCGAUUCCACCGGAUAUGAGGAGCUUGGAUCUUCAGGAGCUUCAGAGGGUGGCUAUUGAUUGGCGAAUGUUGACACCGUUGAGGCCGAAGCUGAGAGCUGACGAGGAGAUGUUUUCUCGAUUGGUUGAAAUGGGAAAACUUGAGCUAAAGACAUUAGCAAAAGACCGUCGCAUAUCCAUCAGUCCAAUCCGCCGGAGUAAGAAUCGCGCCGGAAUAAUAGAGAGCAGCGUAAAAAUCUGCGGUGAAUGUGGCGAGGAGUAUUGUUUCACCGAGACCUGCGGUGACAUACUCUACGACUCAUUCACCCGUGUCACAGUGGCGCCCCAACAACAGAAGAUCAAAGUCUCGGAGGACACUGCGGCCAUCAUCGCCGGUAUGAACAAAGGCAAGCGAAAGAAGAAGAAGAAGAAAGGGUUGAGGAUUAAAGUCAGUGUGCCGGCUCGCAAGAGUGCGAGAUUAGUGACGAGGAGAAAACAGAAGAAGAGUAAGAGCGAUAGCACAAAGGGAACUGCUGUCAAUGGGGACAAGAGUGAAAAUGAUGGAAAAGUGAAGAAAUUCAAGCGGAAGUGCAGCAAACACUCGAAGAAGAGUCAUUUGUCACCGAAAUAG
Messenger RNA from Diachasma alloeum, 926 nucleotides. RefSeq lists its product as uncharacterized. Lineage: Eukaryota; Metazoa; Arthropoda; Insecta; Hymenoptera; Braconidae. The record is from RefSeq and is a predicted model, not a curated record. The coding region runs from base 72 to 926 and encodes 284 amino acids. The transcript has 3 exons.